AUGUUUAGCGGCAGCAGAGGGUGGAGGGAGGACGUGCUGCAGUACUGGGAGGGGCAGGCAAAGAACGACGACCCAGUGGCUUGCUAUGAGCUCGCUAAGCUGCUGGAGCAGCAGCAGCAGCAGCAGCAGCAGCAGCAGCAGCAGCAGCAGCAGCAGCAGCAGCAGCAGCAGAGUGCUGCUGAGGAAGAGCGAACGCGGGGUUUGCUGCUGAAGGCAGCAGAUGGGGGUGUUGCUGCUGCAGCACGAGACUGCGCGCUGCUGUCUCUUAAAAAAGGUGACACACAAGCAGCAAUAGAAAUGCUUACAAAAGCAUACAAAACAGCAGCAGAGUACGGCAUCAGUGCAGACAACAUACGAAGAGCACUGCAGCUAUAUAACGAGAGAGACUAUGAGGGUUCGUUGCUGCUGUCUUUGGCAGCAGCAGAAGAAGGAUAUGAAAUAGCUCAAUCGAAUGCAGCAUUUCUGCUGCAGUCUGGUGCUGCUGCUAUUCCUGCUGCUGCUGCUGCUGAUCCUGCUGCUGCUGCUGCUGCUGCUGCUGCUGCUGCUGUAUUCCCUAAGGAGAUGCUGCAGCCAGUGCAGCCACACACAGAUCAAAUGCAGCAGUCUAACAACACCCCGCAGCAGCAGCAGCAGCAGCAGCAGCCGCAGCAGCAGCAGCAGCAGCAGCCGCAGCAGCAGCAGCAGCAGCAGCAGCAGCAGCAGCAGCAAGUGAAUCAGGUGUACAGACAGCUGAACCGCGCAGCACUGCAAGGAAAUGCUGCAGCUUUAAGGGAGGUUGGCUUGAUGCAUGCAGACACCAAGUGGGGUGUAUAG
This is a messenger RNA of Eimeria mitis, 813 nucleotides long. RefSeq lists its product as uncharacterized. The transcript has 6 exons. The coding region runs from base 1 to 813 and encodes 270 amino acids. The record is from RefSeq and is a predicted model, not a curated record. Lineage: Eukaryota; Apicomplexa; Conoidasida; Eucoccidiorida; Eimeriidae.